Molecule: messenger RNA, 3207 nt
Organism: Cuscuta epithymum
Lineage: Eukaryota; Viridiplantae; Streptophyta; Magnoliopsida; Solanales; Convolvulaceae
Source: the annotation of a GenBank genome assembly
AUACCAAAAAUCCCCUAUACCCACCAUUCAAUUCUGAUAGACAAUCUCAGUAUUCACGUAAAAUUCGUUGGAAUCGGACUAUCAGAGAGUGCGAUCGAGCAGAAGCCAGAAGAAGCGCAUUGGGAUGAGUGUGUUUGGAGGAGAUAGCUGGGCGAGAGAAGCAGGGCAAAGGAAGAGAAGAGUCGACGAUCUGAUUGCAGGAAACAUCAACGCUUCAGCUUACAAGAAGCUAUCCUCAGGCAAAUUCUCAUGUCUUGUUUGCCCUCACAAUCCCGUCCUUGACACUCUCCCUGUACUCUCUGCUCAUUUAAAAGGAUUACGCCAUCGAGCUGCUGAGUUGAGGCUCAAGGAUAAAGAACUAGCCAGACAAGACGAGAUAAACAAGAGAUUCGCAUUGUCCGACCAUGCUACUGAUAAUUCUCACAGACCAUGUAGGCCCUUAAGCAAACGCCUGAUCGAAAACACCAAAAGGGCUGUUUCCGAUAUGCAUAGAACUGAAAAUGUUAAGCAAACUCCCGUCUGUCAACCGCCUGAGCUCCAAUGUUAUAGAAGCCUGUCAAUUAGUGAUGGUAACGGGUGUGUUCCAACAGAUGUUGCUCCACGACAUAAAGGCAUCCAGCACGCGGCUUAUGAUCCGGAACGACAUGAGAGAGAGCUUAAGUUUACUGCUGCUGGCUGGAAGCGAGAUGCCCAUGGUAGAUGGUUCAAAGACGAGAAUGUGAGUAUUAGGAUCUAUUUGGAAGAGUUGUUUGAGUAAAUGUAUGCAUAACAGCAAGGAAAAGCGGUUGCGUACCCAUUUUCCGCCAAAAUAAGUACUUUCUUUUCUCGUGCGUCCUGAAUGUUUUGUCUCGUUGACUUUUUUAUUCAUGAAUUAAGAAAGUGAAGUUGUGCAAUUGAAAUUUAUUUAUAAAUAGAAUAGUCAUUAGUAGUUGUAUAAUUCUUUCCGUGAAAGUGAAUGGAAGAACAUAUUGUUUAAGUAUGUGGUAAUGUGGUAUCAUAUGGUCAAAGAUACAAAGGCAUCCAGUUUCUUCAGGAACCCAUGCAGUACCAAAAUCAUGUUGCUUUGUUAUAAAUGAAACUGUAGUGUUGGAUGGUUUUAUAAGAAACUUACAAUAUUGCAUGCUUUGUAAUUAGUCUUGACCCAAGUUUCAAUCCAAGUAGUCAUGAACAGAAUGAACACAUCCAUGCUAACAAUGGAUUCAUAAAUUGCUUGCAGGUUGAGUUUGACUCUGAUGAAGAAGACCCCAACAUGUCUCUUGCUUGAUAAAAUAUCAGUGAAGUAUCAAAUAUUGCCUCCAUGGGGAUUGCAUACCAUUCAUCACAGUAUGACAAAUAUCACUGGCUGACAUGCAUAACAGUAAUUCAACACCAGGAGAAGAAAUGGCAGAUUCAAAGAUGCAGUGGCCUGUUUGGAUGAGAGUUAGUGACUUGUCCUAUGGUGUGUCUAUCCAUUUUCUUUUUGGAUACAUCAGAAAGGAUGGUUUGUCUAUCCAUAAAUCAACACCAGAAGGAGAAAUGGCAGAUUCAAGGACAUUUAUAUUUCUUUCAUUUUUUCUUUGUAUUUUAGGCUUUAUACAGACUUGUUAGUAGUACUUCAUACACAAUAAUAGUGGGCAGCUCAAUAGAUAAAUACUGCGUUAAACAUUACCAGAAGCAAAAAGAGAUGGAGCUCUUUUUUUAUAUUACUUAAUAACUACACUACUGAGCAAAAAAUGGAGCUCCAUUUCACAAAAAAGUUUGAUAUAAUUUUGCACAAAAUAUGGUCAGAUAAGCUAAAACAACCAUCAUAUCCACACUUCUAAUCACAUUCCUCAUCUGGAUGAUAGCCUGUGGUACAAAUCAUCUGCCAGUGCUUGCCUCGCGCUAUCCCCAUCAUAAUAGGAAGACUUCUCGUUAUCCAAUACCUUCGGCGGUAAACCGAUCUCUUCCGGAUCCUUCCAGGCCUCCGGCUCGGGUUCCCUUGCAAUCUGACACAAAUUGUGCAACACACAGCAGGCAACAACUGUUUGAGGGGCGUGUCUAAUAUCCACAUUCAAGUCUUGGAGAAUCUUCCACCUUGCCUUCAACAAACCAAUGGCUUCCUCCACUGUCUUCCUCCCCUUCACCAAUGCCUCAUCGAACGUGUUCUGUGCAGGACCCCCAGUCCUGUAACGAGAGAAUGGGGUGAGUAAAAAUGACAGCAAUGGGAAUUUCCAGUCACCCACCAGGUGGGGCUUCACUGCCUGCCCUCUGAUGUGUACUGUCCUGUCCCAAACUAUGUCUUCGGAGAUCAGCCGGUUGUACAAUAAGCUAUCCCUGAAAUGUGUGGCAUCGUCGAACCCACCCGGGGCUUUCACGCAAGCGUCCCAGAAAACCUUCUUGUGGUCUGCCACGACCUGGAGGAGAAUGGCAGGGAACCCGUGUUUACAGAAGUACAUGGAGGAGUUUAUGGUGUCUGAAGGAAGGUGAUGAAGCCGUAUGGGGGUUCCGUGGAUGGCGCCGCAAAUGUUUGGGAGGGAUGUCAGUUCUUGAAAACCCUGGGUGGUUUCCACCACACGGCGGCGGCUCACGGGGAUUUGAAUAAACUCCGGGUAAAGCUUGGUGGCCAGUAGGCGGGUGACCAUGUUGGUGAUUUUGCAAACCAGGUAGGGUUCUAGACCGUAACGGGACGCUAGGGUUUUAGCAGAAAGCCCAUUGGAGAGCCUCGAGAGAACCAUCGCGACGGCGUAAUCGGAAGGGAGGGAGAUUUGGGAUUGGGCGAUGUAGGGUUUGAGUUUAUCGACGACGGUGUUGAAGACAGGGUAAGAGAGGCCGUAAAGAGACCGCCAUUGCGCGUCACGCAGAGGAGCUUCCAUGGCCCAUAUGUGUUCAGUGGAGAGAGCGCGGAAGGCGGCGACGGAGCACGCGGCGGAGGAAGGGGUUUUGCGCUUUUUGUCGUUGGGAAGGCGAGAGGCAAUGCAGGGGAUGACGGUGGCGACGGCGAAUAAGAGAAGAGGGGCGGCGGAGUUGGUGGUGAGGAGGGAGGUCGGCGAGGCGGUGUAGAUGGAGUCGGAGAGGAGGGAGGUGGUGGGGUCGAGGUGGUUUUGGAGGUUGAGCAGAUUUGUAAGCGUAAAGAAGAAUUCCUCAUCCAUGGUUCCUGAUUCCACGGUUUCCUUCCUCCUCUUUCGUCCCGAAUCUUCUGAACUGUGUUUUAGCCACCAGUCCACCACUCUAUUUCACUAUUUGUCG